This is a messenger RNA of Drosophila hydei, 710 nucleotides long. RefSeq lists its product as uncharacterized. The record is from RefSeq and is a predicted model, not a curated record. The coding region runs from base 93 to 587 and encodes 164 amino acids. The transcript is spliced from 2 exons. NCBI's taxonomy places the organism in Eukaryota, Metazoa, Arthropoda, Insecta, Diptera, Drosophilidae.
UGAGUCGAUAAAUUUGUUUGACAUUGAAAGAUAUCGUUUUGUUCGAUCAAAAGUAGCGCGUUUGCACUUGCAGUGGUUCUGCUCGCUUCAAAAUGGCCAUAGAAUCAAAAAAGUUGAGAAAUGUAAAAAACGAACUAAGUAAAUUGGAUAAGGCGACUGCCGAAGUGAAAAAUUCAAUGGACCAGAUUGAAAUGGCGCUCGCUCCUAAAGCAAAGCAACCAACUAAUCUCGAGGACAAAUUAAAUAAAAUAUCCAAUGACUUGAAACACAUCACAGUUGGUCAGCAGAAAACGCAACUCGAAGUCGGCAAAAUCGAUGGCAAACAUUGGAUGAUUUACAUGGAUCUGCUGAAUCAGAAACUUCAACAUUUCGGCUGUACCGUAAACCAGAUUCCCAAUGCAACUAAAACUUUGUUUUCCAUAGAUUUUGGCAAAGGCCGUUUCAUCAUAAUCGAAGUCAAGCACACACAAAUCUGGCUCAUCCAAAUCUCUCCACAAAACGCCAAUUUUGCUAAUAUCAAAAAGCAUUUGGAUGAAUCACAAGACCUUAUGGGAUUGCUCACCUUCUUCUCUUCCAUGCCUAAAUAGUUGAUUUGCCCAAUUGUUAUAGUAUUUGAUAUAUUUACAAGAUGUUUAGCUCGACUCGGGGGACACAAAGGCGCACUCGUAGUAAAAUAUAAUUGCGUUUAUAUACCGAUGAAAACCAUGAAA